UAUCAACACACUAUGUUAUUGUACCAUUUCUUAUUAAACCUUCUAACCAAAACCUUAUGAUAUCUGAAAAUGAUAAUGAAGAUAGCAAUACUAUUGAAGACGCUGGUACUAAGGCUAAUGAUG
Entrophospora candida is the source of this 123-nucleotide messenger RNA. NCBI's taxonomy places the organism in Eukaryota, Fungi, Glomeromycota, Glomeromycetes, Entrophosporales, Entrophosporaceae. The record is from the annotation of a GenBank genome assembly.